UCUUCAUAGCAAAGCAAAGGCCUGUAUACAUAUAUAUAUAUAUAUAGGAUCUCCAAAAACUUGCAUGAAACAUUAAGAAGGUGGCAAGCUAGCCAGAACAAGAAGAUGGAGAGUUCCGGCAAGAAGAAGGAGAAGGAAGAAAAAGGCCAGGAUGAAGUCCGGUACAGGGGCGUUCGCCGUCGGCCGUGGGGGAAGUACGCGGCGGAGAUCCGGGACCCGUCCCGGCAGGGAGCUCGGCAGUGGCUGGGAACCUUCGACACGGCCGAGGAGGCGGCUAGAGCUUAUGAUCGAGCCGCAUUUAAGCUGAGGGGCCAUCUAGCCAUCCUGAACUUCCCCAGUGAGUACUACUCGAGGCUCAAGAACUCUCCUUACUCGCCGUUAAUGGGGUUUCCGGGCGGCAAGGAGUCGGACUGUGGAAGUUCGUCGUCGAGAGGGCACGUGAUUGAGUUGGAGUGCUUGGAUGACAAGGUGUUGGAGGAGCUUCUUGAGCCGGAGGAGGAGAAGAAGAAAAGGAAGUAGUGAAUCGAUAUAUAUAUAUAUAUAUAUAUAAAUAAUUGAUGCUGUUUGAGGUUUUGCCGGUGCCUUUUCAUCUUCUUUCUUUGCUUGUUGAGUUCUUCUCUAGCUAGCUAUGGCUACUUCUCGUUUCUAUGAGGAAAUGAGAAGUAAAAACAAUAAGAUUGAAACCCAACACUCCCCCUAUCCCCCCACAAAAAAAACAAUAAGAUUGGCAAACGUUCAGCUGUAUUUGGCUCAUAAUUAUUAUGAGAAGCAUAUAGCAGUCAGUAGUUCAAAUUCUUGUGAUUUUCUUUCUCUAGAUGCGAUGCUUUCCAAUUUCAGUUUUCCUGAGAGAGAACAACAAACCAGCAGUUUCUAGGGGUUCACAUGCUGAUUAAUCCAAUCUUUGAGUAGUUUAUAAUCUUUGUUUUUUCGUUUUUAAUUCUCAUGUUUUCUUUCAGAUCCGUGUAAUAAAUUGAAUCGCUUUGGGUCAUCAAGUGCUGCUGAAUUGAGGGUUACUAAGAUUCUAGAUUGCUUUAGCUCUGGAUUUCGGUAAUAUAUGAACAGAAGAUGAAGGGAAGGUAAAUUAGGGCCAAUGAACAAAUUAGAUAGUUUACUACCCAAUUGGCCCUCGAUUAACUGCGUCAGUUUUCUUAUGAUAUAGCAACGGUCAUGCGCUAGAUGACAGUACAGUAAUAGUGAGAGACUGAUCAUCUCACUUUAUUUUUGGAGCUAAGAUCAGUGUUGUAGAAAGCUAAUCAGGAAUCCAAAGACAAGAAUAAAGGUUAAUUAAGAUCAUUCCUUGGAUGGGAUAUGUAUAACAGAUACAGCAAAAAGGCUUCAUUUAAAGCACAGUAAUUAGUUAAUUAGGACAUAUGCAGUAAUAUACUUUGAAUUAAGAUUGCAUCAGAGAGGGAGUAACAGUGGAAAGAUAAUACAUAUAUAAUCAAGACAAAAUCCAACAAAAAGUAAGGUUUUCUUAGAUAUUCUGAAUCGAUCUCUCUGUCCUGUCAAAUUGAUGUCCCCGCAAAUGGCCCCAAUAUGGGGAAUGAGAUCAAGAUUAGAUGCUAAUUUUGAUCUGCAGAUAAUUGUUUAGUAUCUUACUUUCGUUCAAUGUCUUUGCGCUGAUUACAUCUUUAAUUCCG
This is a messenger RNA of Diospyros lotus (date-plum), 1640 nucleotides long. Its product is annotated as ethylene-responsive transcription factor ERF098-like. Bases 106 to 519 code for a protein of 137 amino acids. NCBI's taxonomy places the organism in Eukaryota, Viridiplantae, Streptophyta, Magnoliopsida, Ericales, Ebenaceae. The record is from RefSeq and is a predicted model, not a curated record. The transcript has a single exon. Gene Ontology annotation, biological process: regulation of DNA-templated transcription; ethylene-activated signaling pathway. Gene Ontology annotation, molecular function: DNA-binding transcription factor activity; DNA binding.